This is a messenger RNA of Cuscuta epithymum, 936 nucleotides long. NCBI's taxonomy places the organism in Eukaryota, Viridiplantae, Streptophyta, Magnoliopsida, Solanales, Convolvulaceae. The record is from the annotation of a GenBank genome assembly.
GGGACAUCGGAAAAUGGCGUGGAUCAAGAAAUGGUGGAGGAUCACGGGGUUGUUUGUUCACAUUCAAAGUUUGAGGAUUCUGUGAUUGUGGAGUCUAUCUCCUCUCACAUAUUCCAAGAAGACUUAUUUUUGAAUGGAUAUCUUUCUUCUCCUAUUGGGCUUAUCUCUUCUAGUGAGACUAAAUACAUGAAUAGGGAUAUUGUCAUUUUGAAGGACGACGAUCUUGAGGGUAUGUUCAAGAAAUCCGGGGAAGAGAGGAGUAAUGUUGAGGAAAUCAUGCAAGUUACACCUAUUCAAGUCUCGUUUCCCGAGCAAAGCCAACAUAAAGCAAUCAAGGGUGGUUCUCAAUUGGGUUUUGAAGAUGCUUCAGAUGGGGAGCCUUCGGAAUAUGAUUCAGAUCAAGAGUUGUUUGCCCCAACUAUAAAAAGGCUUCUCAUAUUAGAAGAAGCACUCGACUCAGGGGCAGACCCAGGAAAUUGAUAUUGAGGGGGCGGUAAUUUAAAAAAAAAAUCUAGGCACUUAUUAUUAUAAGUUAUAACCUUAAUAUAAUAGUAAUUAAAUGAAGUAUUAAACAAUAAGCAAAAAUUAGAAGAAGAGACAAAUAUAUUAUUACACAAUAAUAAAGUUAGUACCUUAGAGUUGUGCCCGACGCUCCUUCAACGAGAUAAAUUCCUCAAUCACGGCCUUUGAGUCAAAACUUUUAGCAAUUUCUCUUUCAAUAUAAACAACAAGGUUGUCUGCAAGAUACUCAUCCUCCAUUUUAUUGUAAAGCCUUGUUUUUAUAAUUUGCAUUGCUGAAAAAGCCCUUUCUGUUGUUGCUGUCAAAAUCGGUAGAGUCAUCAAAACCAGAUCAAUCUAUCAAUAAGAAAGUACAUUUUUGACAUAUCUGUCUCUGCUAAUCCUUGACAUAGUUCACCCAUUGUAGACAAAUUCGCC